This is a messenger RNA of Paramecium primaurelia, 448 nucleotides long. The record is from the annotation of a GenBank genome assembly. Lineage: Eukaryota; Ciliophora; Oligohymenophorea; Peniculida; Parameciidae.
AUUUAAAUGGUUUAAUUGGCUUCUAAUAGAAGCUCGGUUGUAAAAGCCAUUGAUUCUACCUGGAGUAUUAUACGAACUCUAUAUUUUGCGAUUAUUCUCUUCCUAUUUACUCUCAUUGGUAUGAAGAAGGAAUCCAAUAAAUAUACAAAAGAAGAAUUGAAAUAUAUUAUUGAUGAAAGUAACAAAUGCAAUUAAUUAUUUAAUAGAGAUGCCAUUCAAGAGGAAACCAAAGGAUGAAGAUGAUGAUGAUAAUGGAAAAGAAGGAACUAAACCAAAGAUUUUCAGAGGUCUUGGAGGAGGAGCUGAUUGUAAGAGUUGAGGUUGAGCUACAAUUUACAAAAAACAAAGGAUUUUAUAGUAGCUAACACAAGUUACUAGUAUGACGAUUGUCUUAAGAACUCCAGAAUUAUUGGAAUUAAGAAAUCUGAACAAUAAAAGCCUUUGUUUU